Oikopleura dioica is the source of this 597-nucleotide messenger RNA. Lineage: Eukaryota; Metazoa; Chordata; Appendicularia; Copelata; Oikopleuridae. The record is from the annotation of a GenBank genome assembly.
AUGAAUGCCCUUUAUAGAUUUAUCGCAAUUUUGUGUUUAUUUAAUUCGCGCGCUUGGAGCUCCACUAUCAAAUGGUAUCCCUCAUCUGUACAUGGUUUUAUUGAACAAAAAAUCGGGUCAAGUGCCAUAAUUACCUGCUGUAUUCAUGACCGCUGGACAAAUUUCACGCUCUUUUACAUGCCAUAUAAUAACUCCACUGGAUUUAAGCAUCGGACAAGAGUGACGACUUUUCUUGACAAAGAAGAAGGCAAUUACGAAUUCUACGACUCCCUCGGAAACUCAACUGAUCGUUUUAAAGUCGAGAGAACUUCCGGUUGCGUUUUUGAACCUGGCUUCGAACAAAUUGACAUAACGAUCAACGACAUUCAGUUAGGAGACGAGGGCUUCUAUUUCCACGAAGUCGACAAUGUCAAAUAUUACUCAACGUGGAUCAUAGUGCUAGAAUAUGAACCUGGAUUGCUUCAAGGAGCGGUGCUUCUUGGAGUACUGGUGUUUUUCGCUUUGCUCUGUACGUGUGGCUGGUGUAGAGAAAAGCAAUAUCAGAAAUCGCGGAAAAAGAAGCAACUGUAUCUCAAAAGCCUCAACAGAAUUUCGUAG